This is a messenger RNA of Mytilus californianus (California mussel), 1540 nucleotides long. Its product is annotated as 3-hydroxyisobutyryl-CoA hydrolase, mitochondrial-like. Gene Ontology annotation, molecular function: 3-hydroxyisobutyryl-CoA hydrolase activity. Bases 79 to 1218 code for a protein of 379 amino acids. The record is from RefSeq and is a predicted model, not a curated record. Lineage: Eukaryota; Metazoa; Mollusca; Bivalvia; Mytilida; Mytilidae. Gene Ontology annotation, biological process: L-valine catabolic process. The transcript is spliced from 13 exons. Gene Ontology annotation, cellular component: mitochondrion.
GGUACUAAUUUCUCCUCUUUCAAGAAAAUUUAUGUAUUUUCUUAUCAGGAGCAAGAAGAAAACAGAAAAGAUCUGGAAAUGUUGAGAAAAUCUGUUCAAAGACUAACUGUUGUUAUCAAACAUGUGAAGAUAACAGCUAAUAUGUGUACAUCAGCCUCAGAUGAAGUUUUAUUCCAGAAGAUUGACACUAAAGGUGUUGUAACCCUGAACAGACCAAAAGCUUUAAAUGCCUUGAAUUUAUCCAUGAUCAGAAAGAUCUUUCCUGUUUUAACAGAGUGGGAAAAUGAUCCGAAAACAAAAAUGGUGAUUAUAAAAGGUGCAGGAGAUAAAGCUUUCUGUGCUGGUGGAGAUGUUAGAGCCGUUACAGAAGCUGGAAAAGAAGGAGACAGAUUAGCACAAGAUUUCUUCAAAGAAGAAUAUAUUUUAAAUAAUAAAAUCGGUACAUAUGAGGUACCAUAUAUAGCAUUUAUAAAUGGAAUCACAAUGGGUGGGGGAGUUGGAUUAUCAGUACAUGGUGCCUUCAGAGUAGCCUCAGAAAAAACAGUAUUUGCUAUGCCUGAAACAGCUAUAGGUUUAUUCCCAGAUGUAGGUGGAGGUCAUUUCUUACCUAGAUUAGGGGGUAAAUUAGGUAUUUACCUAGCUUUAACAGGAUUUAGAUUAAAAGGAAGAGAUGUUUAUAAAGCAGGAGUAGCUACACAUUUUGUUCAAGACAAUAAAAUGGAAGAAUUAGAAAAAUCAUUACUUGAAAUGCCUGACCCAACUACACAAGAUAUUCAUCAUGUAUUAGAUAAAUUUCAGAAAAAUAGUACAGAUAUUCCUGAUAAAGAUUUUAUACUUGCCAAAGAUAUGGAGAAGAUUAACAGACUGUUUGGUGGUAAAACCAUGGAAGAAAUUUACAAAAAUUUAGAGCAAGAUGGUUCAGAAUGGGCAACAACGCAACUUAAUACAUUAAAGAAAAUGUCGCCAACAUCAAUGAAAGUAACAUUACGUCAGCUGCUAGAAGGAGAAACAAUGACCUUACAGGAUUGUCUUGUCAUGGAAUACAGAAUUAGUCAGCGAUGUAUAGAGGACCACGAUUUCUAUGAAGGGGUUAGAGCUGUUUUAGUAGACAAAGACCAAAGUCCUAAGUGGAAACCAGCUGUUAUAGAGGGUGUGACUCCACAAAGAGUUGAAUGGUAUUUCUCUCCUCUUCCAGAAGAGAGAGAGCUUCAGUUAUGAUGAUACUUACAUCAUAAGAGUGUUUAAACUACUGAAAUAUGUAAUCAUGUGAUAAGGAUUGUAAAUACGGAUAAAAAGAACUUUCUAUUACAUUUGAUAAUCAUGACAAUACAUGAACAUUUUGAUAAACAGGUGUUGUAUUUGAAAUUUCUCGACAGUAUUGGAAAAGUUUUAUAUAGCUUACAUUGAAAUAUAGAAAUUUGUUAAUUAAUUUUUCUCACUCAGUUUCACAGUUUAUUUUGUAUAAAGCUUUACAUACGGGUGCUUGAAAUUAUUAAGAUGUACAUGUUUGAAUGCAAUAAAAUAGAUAUGUAGACUUUUA